Adineta ricciae is the source of this 1248-nucleotide messenger RNA. The record is from the annotation of a GenBank genome assembly. NCBI's taxonomy places the organism in Eukaryota, Metazoa, Rotifera, Eurotatoria, Adinetida, Adinetidae.
AUGAAUUCAAAUACGUUUUACAUCGAAUAUAACCUAACCUCAGCAACAACAACAACAACAACAGCAACAUCAAUAUUGAUUCCAUUAAAUUCAACUAAGCUGUGUAGUAUAUCAUUGCAGUACAAGUUCCUCGAACACAUUAUUUAUCUCUAUUUCAUGUCUCCACUGUGUCUUAUCGGUUUGGUUUUAAACGUGAUCAAUUUAAUUGUUUUCUCAGACCGAUCAUUUAAAAAUUUAACAUUCAAAUAUUUACGUCUUGUUGCAUUUGUUGAUUGUAUAACAUGUAUACUCGUUUUCAUCUAUUGUAUUACAAAUUACACUCGCCCGCACACUUUAAGUGAUAAAUAUUUUCGUAUUUGGUAUUUAGUGAAUGUCUAUUUUCCGUUGGCGAACAUCACAGCCGGCUGUAAUGUUUUACUCACACUAACCGUCACGAUUGAACGACUUGUCAGCGUACGUUGGCCGAUGAAGAAGCAACAUUUGUUUAAUCCAAAUCGAGUUCUCAUCACAUUAUUGAUUUGCUUCCUCUUUCCAAUUGUUGCUAAUUCAGUUAAUUUUCUUGUUUAUAAAGUCGGCGAUUGCAAUAAUCUGGCUGUGACAUCCAUCGCGAAAAUGAAAGCGUAUGAAUAUUUUGGCAUGUGUAAAGAAAUUCUUUUACGCUUUAUUCCAAUCUGUAUUCUCAUAUGUUCAAAUUGUCUUCUGCUUUCAACUGUUCGUUCUGCUAAUCAAAAGUUCAAACAGCCCAAAAGUCAUUUACCACCCACGCCAAAGACAACCACAGUUUUUCUCCAGCCAGCAUCGAAUGGUUCGGACACAAUUCCGAUUACAACCUACUCAUCGGACUCACAGUCUCAAAUCGAUAAUCUCCUUUCGACGCCGUCAUUAUCUGCUGGAUCGAAUAUAUCUUUGAGUGGACUUCAUAAAGAAACGUUGAAACACGUUUCGUCAUCAUCGACACGUAUGCACGUCAGAAAACAACAGCAAGAACGGCAAUUAACAAUCAUGCUCGUUUGGUUGUCAACACUCUAUUUAUGCGGACAGAUACCGAUGCUAUUCGCAUAUCCAAAUUUCGUUUUCAAGGAUACAAGUCGAGCAUCGUAUAAAUACUAUGCACUUGUCGUUAAUGUGCUCGAGCUAACGACUUACUUGGCGAAUUUUUUUAUCUAUGUUAAAUUCACGACGCAAUUUCAGCAAGUAUUUCGCGCCAAGGUCAAACAAAUUUUCUUUUGCUUUGCAACUAAUUCCUAA